This is a messenger RNA of Trichomonas vaginalis G3, 1014 nucleotides long. RefSeq names its product pectin lyase-like family. Bases 1 to 1014 code for a protein of 337 amino acids. The transcript has a single exon. Lineage: Eukaryota; Parabasalia; Trichomonadida; Trichomonadidae. The record is from RefSeq and is a predicted model, not a curated record.
AUGACUUUUCAAUCUUACGUGCAAAAAGUUGGUGAGAGAUUGCUUUUCUCCUUUGAUCCUGUCAAUGUUUCAAAUUGUCAAUUUAUUAAUUUGAAAAACAAUGCAAUUUCUGGCGGAGCAAUUAUAUGUUUUGCUGCUAUGAGGCUUCUAAACUGCGAAUUUCAUGGAUGUCUUGCAAAAAAUGGAGGAGCAAUCGCUGUUCACAGUUCAUUUUUCGGAAAUUACUUAACAUUUAAAUCAUGCGAAUCUAUAAACAAUGCAGGUACCAUAUAUCAUCAAAGUAAAUAUGUAAACGAGUUUAAUUUAAACGCUACAGCCGUCAUAAGUAGCAAAUCGCCAUAUUUUGGCUCAAUCGUCAAAAGAUCGCUUGGCUCAACAAUUGUAAGCUCUUUAAAUAUCUCAAAUUCGCAAGCAACAGAGUGUGUUGGAUCAUUUGAAUUUGAAAAUGGUCCAACUUUAAUUUCUUUCUUAAAUAUUGACAGAUCUAAAGCUAAUGCGCAUAAUGGAGCUGGAUGCAUCCGCUCUCCAGUAGCUUUAGACAUAAAAUAUUCGAUUUUCAAAUAUUGUACGCAUAAUUCUUACAUAGACAAUGUUGCAACAGCAUUAAUAAUAUACUCAAGUUCAUUCCAAUCAAAAAUUACCGAUACAUACUUUGUUUUUUGUCAAAAUCAAAACACAAAUACGCUAACUGUUGCAGAUGGAAGCCCUGUUAAGGUACAGUCGUGUUACUUUACUGGUACAAGAGAGGAAGAGCUCGGAAAGCAGGUUCUUGUCGAUGUUUCUGACACAACUUUCGGAGGAACUUUCCGACUUCCACAUUUUUCAUACAGGGAAAUUGGUUUUCAGAAAGGAAUUCAAAUAGACGAUAAUAUUUACAACAGUGAUCGUAUUUUUAACUCAGCAACAAUUUCUCUCUUGAUUGGCUUAACAAUUGCUGUUUCUUUCACUUUCAUUCACAUGAAAUUCCAUAUUGUAUUUAAUAAGCUUACAAAGCUUAAUAGAGAAAUGCUUUAA